This is a messenger RNA of Colletotrichum destructivum, 1449 nucleotides long. Its product is annotated as Putative GroES-like superfamily, polyketide synthase, enoylreductase domain-containing protein. The transcript has 2 exons. The coding region runs from base 1 to 1449 and encodes 482 amino acids. Gene Ontology annotation, biological process: fatty acid biosynthetic process; secondary metabolite biosynthetic process. The record is from RefSeq and is a predicted model, not a curated record. Gene Ontology annotation, molecular function: fatty acid synthase activity; oxidoreductase activity. NCBI's taxonomy places the organism in Eukaryota, Fungi, Ascomycota, Sordariomycetes, Glomerellales, Glomerellaceae.
AUGCCGUCGUCCCACACGCUUGAUUUCAUUGUGUGUUGCCAUCUAUCCACCAGCGUGGCAUCGAUGGUCACGGCAAUGAAGGACCUGCACCGACUGCUGAAGCCGGGAGGCACCAUCAUCCUCCUAGAGCCUCGGCAGGAGAGCCCGACAGCGAUGGCGCUGUACGGAACAUGCCCAUCGUGGUGGAGGCACGGCGCCGUCGACAGAACGACGAAGGAUGACGCGGGGCCCCGUAACUGGCACAGCUGUCUUGAAGAAACGGGGUUCGUGGACAUUGUCGACAUGCCAUACAUCAGCCCGGCUACUGCUGAUGCGGAAGAAGACGUCGGAGAUCCGGCUGUGCACUUGCUUCUGAUCGCCAAGUCACCACAGCAAGCAUCGGUAUCACCCGAGAGGUCACCACCCGUCCCAAUCCUCCUAAUCCGUGGUGAUACUACCCGGGAGAUCCAGGGAAACCCCUCCCUGAGCGGCCUUGCGGCUCUUCUCCGCGGUUUCGGGCACCAAGUGACGACGACGUCCACCCUGGAAGAUGCAGAUCCGGCGGGCAAGAUCAAUCCAACGGAGGAGGAGUUCCGGGCGUUGCAGGACCUGUUCCUGAAGUCUCGAGGCGUGUUGUUUAUCAUCCGGGGGACGAGGUCGUACAGUCCGGUCCUGAACAUGGUCGUAGGCAUGAUCCGAACGGUGCGGUCCGAGAUUGGCGAGUCCAGGCUCCUCGUGCUCGACGUCGAAGACAAGGCGGACCGCACGAUUUCGGACCCGGACGUUGUCAAGGCCGUUGGAGCGCUUUUUGAGCGAGAGUUCCUGGCCGGCAAUGUUGCUUCCCCAUCCGCCACUGGGGCCUCCGAUACCGAGUUCAGACUGUGGUACGGCCGACUGAUGGUACCCAGACUGAUCCCGGACAAGGCGGCGAGCCGUGACGUGAUGGCGGCCUCCGAGGGCCAGGACAACGGGACGCCGACGCCUCAGGAGGAGGUAUGGACGCAGCCCGGGCGGCUGCUGAGGGCCGAGAUCAGCACGCCCGGCCUCCUUGACACGAUCCACUUCGUCAACGACAACCACCACCCCGACGCGGGGCUGGCGGCAAACUCGGUGGAGAUCGAGGUCAAGGCCGUAGGGCUGAACUCCAGGGACGUCAUGAUGGCCAUGGGCCAGACCGAAUUGGAAGCCCUCGGCGCCGAGGCCAGCGGUGUCGUCACGGCCGUGGGAGACGGGAUGCACGAGAGGUUCGCCGUGGGUGAUCGCGUUGCCUGUCUUCACCUAGGGACGAUUCGAAGCUUCGUACGGGGUGAUUCGCGCUUCGUACAAAAGCUGCCGCCUGACAUGGGCUUCGAUACGGGUGCCGCUUUACCUGGUGCGUACACCACCUCCAAACAUUAUUGUUGUUUCUGCUGCUGCUGCUGUUAUUGUUCUCGUCUUGCUGACCACCAAUGUCCAUUGCCGCUUCUUUGA